CCACUCUGCAUAAGCCAACUUAUACAUAGUCUAGUGGUGUGUAGUCCAGUCUGACGAUGUUAUGUUUUUGUGAUUGUCUUCAUUUCAAUUCAGUUUAAUGUUGCGUGUUUUCGGUAUUGCGGUGUGUGUUGCAGUGUUUAUGUGAUUACGUAUAGCUAAUAAUGUGGUUAACUUAUUUUGAUAAACAUGAAAUAAAUUUAUAACUGUUUUAAGUCAACACUUAGCUUCUACAUUAAGUGUAAAAUACGGUGACUAGUUUAAGUAAGACAAGAUAUUUCUGUCUUUUCGACACAUCUAUUCCGAAAAGUGUUGCUUUGCGUUAUGAGUAAUAUAAAAAAAUUUAAUUGGUACCUUACUGUGAUAUUAUAGCUAAAAUCAAAUCAAAAUGACUGUUACAUACACUGGUGAAGUAGCUACUUGUCGCGGUUUUGGAACAUUUUUAAAAGUUUUAUACAAAUGGCGGGGCAGUAUAUACAAACUUGUAUGGCUGGAUCUACUAGUGUUUCUACUUUCGUAUUAUACACUCAAUUUAACAUAUCGACUCCUGUUAGAUGAAAAUGCUAAAAGGAUGUUCGAAGGCGUGGUCAACUACUGCAGUUUUCAUGGUAACGUGAUACCCCUGUCUUUCGUCCUGGGCUUCUACGUGACUGUGGUGAUGAACCGCUGGUGGAACCAGUACACCACAAUACCUUGGCCCGAUUCCAUCGCUGUCUUCGUAUCUGCAACUAUUCACGGACAGGAUGAACGUGGGCGUCUGAUGCGACGUACAAUUGUACGCUACGUGUGCCUCUGUCUAACUAUGGUACUAACUAUGAUCUCACCUCGCGUCAAGAAACGUUUCCCAACGUUAAACAACUUGGUCGAAGCUGGUCUCUUACUGGACAACGAAAAGACGAUACUCGACAACCUAAAUAGCAAAUUUCCAAAGCCUUCAAAACAUUGGUUACCCAUUGUAUGGGCUACAAGUAUAGUGACGAGAGCCCGCAAGGAGGGCCGAAUAAGAGACGACUUUGCUGUGAAGACAAUAAUUGACGAGCUGAACAAGUUCCGAGGACAGGCAGGGCUGUUGCUCAGCUAUGACACCAUCAGUGUGCCUUUAGUGUACACUCAGGUGGUAACGAUAGCCGUGUACUCGUACUUCAUAACGUCUGCGCUCGGCAGCCAAUGGGUGGACAACAAAUUGCAAUCAGCUCACAGCGAUGUCUACAUCAGCAAUAUAGAUCUUUACUUCCCAAUAUUUACGACACUAGAGUUCUUCUUCUACAUGGGCUGGCUGAAAGUGGCAGAGUCAUUGAUCAAUCCUUUUGGGGAAGAUGAUGACGACUUCGAAGUUAACUGGCUGAUUGACAGAGACUUGCAGGUUUCAUACAUGAUAGUCGACGAAAUGCAUCACGAGCAUCCGGAGCUGAUCAAGGAUCAGUACUGGGACGAGGUGUUCCCCGCCGAGCUGCCGUACACCAUCGCCACUGAGAACCAGAGGGAGGAGCAUCCCGAACCUUCGACAGCGCGCGUCGCAGUCCCAGCGCGCCAACGUAGCAUGGUCACUGUCGCCCCAUCUUCCGUCAAGAUCGAGGAAAUGGUCCCCUCCAACACCGUGAGUUACAAGUUCGCCCCGGCCGAGCAAUUACAAAUGAACGACGACGCGGUAUCGGGCAUUCAUUUCAUCGUGUCAAGAGGCAGUAAGCGCGGGAAAAAAGAGGACAGGAACUCCAUGGGGUCGAGUAAUUCGAUGGCGUCGCUACAACAAACUCCAAUGACGCGCGCUAAUUCUGUCACCUCCAUGUUGAAGAGAUUGUUCUCGAAGGAAGAUCAGAGACAACCCUCUGCGCCCGUUAAUACUCAAACUGAUGGAGCUUCAGGAGGCACUCGUUUCGUUAUAUCAGCGAGUAAUCCGACAUUGAACAAACCGGCGGCGACCGCAGCAGGCAGUAUGAAGAUCGCAAACGAGGUCAUCGAGGAGGUGGAUGAGCAGGCUACCAUUACCAGCAUGGGCAAGCGGCAGGAGAACAGGCCGACUGCGAUGAGUUUGUUCGCGCAAGGGCCACCGAACGCGAGCGAUCCAGUUAAUGUUCCGACGAGAAACUCCAAUCAUAAUUCUACGACUCGUCUAUCGUCGUCCGCACCGUCGCAAUGGGCGCGCGCGGCGAGCGCCGUGCUAGAAGGAAGAGGAGACACGAGUCCGGCUGCAAAGUCCCUGCGUGCACAGGACUCAUUCCCAGGGCUCGAGCGGCCUCGCCUCGACAGCGAUGUCGGGCCCUCGCUAAGCGCAGCCGGCAGCCAGACCAUAAUGGAUGACGUAGACGGUGUGGAUGGAGACGACGAUGACAUCGACGAUUUCGACCGGCUGCGCAGCGUACGUGAACAAGAGAGGAAAGAGAAGUACCGACAGAAAUUGAUGGCUCGGUCUGUUAGCGCACAACAGCCAACAGGCAGUCAAGAAUUAAUAGACAAUGUGCUUUUAUUAGAAGAAUUACUGAUGCAGUCUGAAGCAUUGAAAAAAGAAAAAUCGGAACAGGAUUCCAAAGAAGAGACAUCUUGACAGUAUAUAUUUGAUUGGAAUGAGUUUUGAGUCAGUAUUAUAAAAUGUGAUACUUUACUAUUGUAUGUAUUGCUUUAAGCUAACAUCGACGAACCAUGUGUUAUUAAUUUAUAAGAGUAUUGUGUACAUAGAUAAUGAAACCUGGGUAAUAAAGAAUUGUACUGUU
Messenger RNA from Papilio xuthus (Asian swallowtail), 2705 nucleotides. RefSeq names its product bestrophin family protein. The transcript has 13 exons. Gene Ontology annotation, molecular function: chloride channel activity. Bases 386 to 2539 code for a protein of 717 amino acids. Lineage: Eukaryota; Metazoa; Arthropoda; Insecta; Lepidoptera; Papilionidae. The record is from RefSeq and is a predicted model, not a curated record.